Messenger RNA from Seriola aureovittata, 1723 nucleotides. It is a transcript of the gene mei4, whose product is annotated as meiosis-specific, MEI4 homolog (S. cerevisiae). Gene Ontology annotation, biological process: DNA recombination; spermatogenesis; homologous chromosome pairing at meiosis. The transcript is spliced from 5 exons. Gene Ontology annotation, cellular component: lateral element. NCBI's taxonomy places the organism in Eukaryota, Metazoa, Chordata, Actinopteri, Carangiformes, Carangidae. The coding region runs from base 132 to 1283 and encodes 383 amino acids. The record is from RefSeq and is a predicted model, not a curated record.
ACCAGUGGGUGACGUCACGGCCGUUUGCCCCCUUGUUUGAGACCGGCGCUGCGGCUCGAGCUAAAUUAGCAUCGUGAACGUCGGCGAGUAAACUUUCAUUGGGGGGAGUUGAGGAGGACGGACGGCGGGAAAUGGAGAGCGACGAAGGCAACGUAAAAGAAUCUGUCCUCUCGGCAGGAGCGAGUCAGGCGCAGUGGUUUUCUACGAAAGCCAAAGUCGCCGUGGCAGUGGCCAUAAUAAAGAACACGCCUGUGGGCAUGAGUGGCCGAGAGAAUGCUGAGUCUCUGGCCUGCAAGCUGAGGAGCCAGGAUGAAAGCUGGAAGAGAAAAGCCCAGGGGCUGCAGGAGGAGGUACUGAGGCUGCGACAGGAGAUGCUGAUCGGCAGGGUGACAUCAGACACAAAGAGCGCCACGGAGACGACAGGUCAUGACGGUGCAGUGGAAGAGGUUUCACAGGAUCUCUUUGGUCCCGGCUGUGACUCUGAGACUCCUGAACUCCUGCAACUAGACCCCCAGCCCGCCGCCUCUGUCCCUCAGCACCACGGAACUCCUCAGGAGACAGUGUUGCACCCCCAUGUGCAGUUCCUCCAGUCGCUGUGCGCCCUGCACCGAGUAGAAGGCAACAGCAGAGGCCUGGAGUCUCUGUGGUUCAGCCCCGACGAGGACACAGGGUCGGUGUUGACGGACUCUGUGUGCCAGCUCCUCGACUCGGUGGUGGCGGCGUGCAGGGACCCCCCUCCGCUGGGUCCUCGCGACCUGGUCCUGCAGGCCUGCCAGGUCGCGGCCCGAGCGAUGGACCUGUUCUGCUCUCAGAGGCUGCCGUCGGCGGAGUUCGUGAGACGUGUGGGGGAGUCGCUGAGGGAGCUGACUGGGAUGCUGCUUCACCACAGUAAUCAGCCCAGCAGGCUCCAGGCUGCAGAGAAGCUGAUGGAGUACCUGAUCACACUGGGAAGCAGCAGCAUGUCAAAGUCCUUUCUCAUUCGUCACAUCCUCGCUCAGAUCAGCGCUCUGGCCGAUCAGCUCUGGCAGGCCUUCCAGGGCCAGGAGGACUCCGGGCUCGACACGUUUCCUGUGGACCAGUAUCAGAACUCGUGCUACCUGUUCUGGAUCGUGGAGGAGCUCCUGCAGAAAUCAAAGGUACCGUGCAGGGUGGAGGUGGAGUCGGAGCAGACGGGCUUCCUGAGUCACUUGGAGCAGCGCGUCUUUCUGCUGUCAGAUGAGUUUCCCUUGUUUUCUAUCUACAUGUGGAGGAUAGGAGGUCUCCUCACCUGCUCGGACAGAUAAGAUAAGGAGGUUUGGUUUAUACUCCCUUACAUGAACAAAGUGGUUUGAAAUGACGGACUAAACCUGAAUCAGCAUCAGUGGAACCAUGUGCUGUGGCGAGGUGCACUUCACAUGGAAAACAUCAUAUUGACAAGGAACCAUUAUUUUCAAAUCUAAAUGAAGGGCACAUCUGGUGAUCCACGGAAAGAACAACACCAGCAAUACUACUAACACGUUUGAGCACCGAAUGUGGAUUAAUCUGCCACUGAAAAUAGUCCCCCGACCAUUGCACUAUUUCCUCCUAACUAAAACUAAAUUACUGAGACUUUUUAAAGAGAAAAGGAUGGAGAAGAGGAUUUUAAUCUUUCCCAGAUUUUAUCAUCAGGAAAUGUGUCGCGCUCUUGUACUGGUGCAAAACUGCACAAUUGAAUCGGAAAAAUAAAUCUGGACAUUUACUUAUA